Antrostomus carolinensis (chuck-will's-widow) is the source of this 1208-nucleotide messenger RNA. Its product is annotated as rho guanine nucleotide exchange factor 33. The record is from RefSeq and is a predicted model, not a curated record. The transcript is spliced from 4 exons. The annotation marks the transcript as partial. Lineage: Eukaryota; Metazoa; Chordata; Aves; Caprimulgiformes; Caprimulgidae.
AACGUCCUGAAGUUCACGGAGCAAGAACAUCCUGACUAUUACCUGCUGCUGGUGUGUGUGCAGCGCCUCCGGGUUUUCAUCUCACACUAUAGCCUCCUCUUCCAAUGCAAUGAAGACCUGCUUAUACAGAAGAGGAAAAAGCUGAAGAAGUCAUCCCUGGUGAAGCUGUACAAAGGUCUCACCUCACAGUGUACGAGCCAAGAGGUUUCUCCAACACCCAGCGCGACAUCUAUCCGGGACAGCGGGAUCCACUCUGAAGAGACAAUGCAGUCGUUCCCACCAGCACCUUCCUCUGGCACGACAACCCCGCAUUUGAUGCCCCAGAUGAAGAAACCACAGCCAGCCGUGAUGGAGAACAUCCAGGCUGUAAAGCCCCCUGACUGGGAAAUGGAAAGUAGAAAACAUGAGAGGCCAGAGAACAUCCUUGCAUCCUCUCAGCUCACAGAGCAGGAACUCAAGGCUCUGACAGCCCCCUUACAAUCCAUCCCUGAAAUGGAGUAUGAAGCACCACCAGCUGAUGCAGUGGGAAACACUGAGCGAGCCAUCAGGACCUCUGUGGAGCUGCUGCAGGAUGCGAGGAACUUUGCACCAAGCUAUGAAGAGUUUGACUACCCUGGGGAGGUUUUCACCCUGCCAGGCCCCUAUGAAGAUGAUGCCUUUCAAAACCUCACUCUUUUUGAGAAUUGCUCCCCAGCCUCUUCUGAGUCCAGCUUAGACAUUUGCUUCCUUAGGCCUGUUAACUUCACAUCAGAACCAGAGAGGACAGAUCAUGCCUUACAACCAUUGCCUAAGAGCUGCACUCCCGUAAGCAGCAGUACUUACAAGCGUGAGAUGUUCCACAGCAAAGGCAAGCAGCUGAGCAGGUCUCUGAAGGAGCUACCGAGGAGCGCUGAGGGCGUGAGCACCAGACUCUACAGCACACGGAGCAGCAGUGGGAGCCGGCUGCAGCAGAAGCAGGAGAGGAAUGUCCAGCCUCACAUGAUCUCAGCUUCAUCUCGAAGCUCCCAAAGGAGCUACUUCCCCCCACAGAGAGGAGCGGGUGAAAAACAGAGCUUUUUGGAAGAGCUCCAUGCAGAAGACAACACCAGGUUCUGCCAGAAGGAUGACAAUGAGCAAACAUCCUUCAGCGACCACAACCCGCGGCACGAGCCCAAGGGGGGUUUCCGGAGCUCCUUCCGCAAGCUCUUCAAAAAGAAAUAAGCAGCCCC